UAGAUCCAAUGUCAUUGGGGCUGAGUCUAUGAAGGGACUUGAAGUUGAGGAAAACAAGCUUGGAUUUGAUACGUGUAAGGAAGGGUGGGAUUUUAGGAGAAGGGUAACUUAAUCAGAGCAAUGACCAAGGAAGAUGACUUCAGCAUGAGCUUUUUGAAGAGGCUAGAAAGGGGAAAGUUACAGUAAAUGAGGCAAGAGCUGAAAACCCUUGUCCUCACCUUGCUUAUCGGUGAGACUAGUGAGGGAAGAGUGGACUUUUGUGAGACGUUACUGGAAUAAGUAACAAUUUGAGUGAGAGACUGCAUACAUAGGAAGAAGAAUCACGGAUGAUCUCAAAGUUGAAGCCAUUUCCCAAACAGUUUGUUUACCAGCUGAUUUGGUGGGCCGUGGAGCAGGAAAAGAGAAGGGUGUGAGAGAGACGUUAAUAGAAUCUGGAGGUUAAAAACUGAAUCAAAACUUUUGGUCUCCUCAGUUUAAAAACACAUCUGUGCUUAUGAAAGUAGACAAUGACAACUGACGAGGCCACAAAGAAUGAAGAAGUCCAGACAGCAGCUCUUGCUGAACAAGGAGAGGACAUCACACCCAAUCAAGAUCGAGGGGUUCUGAAGGUUGUGAAGAGGCCUGGUAAUGAGGAUAAAUCCCCUAUGAUUGGAGACAAGGUUUAUGUUCACUAUAAAGGAAAGCUGGCCAAUGGAAAAAAAUUUGAUUCCAGCCGUGACAGGAAUGAGCCAUUUAUUUUCAGUCUGGGGAAAGGCCAGGUAAUCAAGGCAUGGGACAUUGGGGUUGCCACCAUGAAGAAAGGGGAGAUCUGCCACUUGCUGUGUAAACCAGAAUAUGCGUAUGGCUCGGCUGGCAGCGUCCCGAAAAUCCCUUCCAAUGCAACCCUCUUUUUCGAGAUCGAACUUCUUAAUUUCAAAGGGGAGGAUUUAUUUGAGGAUGGAGGAAUCAUCCGGAGAAUCAAACGGAAAGGGGAAGGAUACUCCAACCCAAAUGAAGGAGCUACCGUAGAAAUCCACCUGGAAGGAUUUUGUAGUGGCAGAAUAUUUGACUGCAGAGAUGUGACGUUCGUUGUUGGAGAAGGGGAAGACCAUGACAUUCCAAUUGGAAUUGACAAAGCUCUAGAGAAAAUGCAGAGAGAAGAAUACUGUAUCUUGUACCUUGGACCACGAUAUGGGUUUGGCGAGGCAGGGAAGCCUAAAUUUGGCAUCGAGGCAAAUGCUGAGCUUGUGUAUGAAGUUACACUUAAAAGCUUUGAAAAGGCCAAAGAAUCCUGGGAGAUGGACACCAAAGAGAAACUUGAGCAGGCUGCCAUUGUCAAAGAGAAAGGGACAGUGUAUUUCAAGGAAGGCAAGUACUUGCAGGCAGUGAUUCAAUAUGGGAAGAUUGUGUCCUGGUUAGAGAUGGAGUAUGGCUUAUCAGAAAGGGAAUCUAAAGAAGCUGAAUCCUUCUUGCUGGCAGCCUUCCUCAACUUGGCCAUGUGCUACCUGAAGCUGCGGGAGUACAUCAAAGCUGUUGAGUGCUGCGAUAAGGCAUUAGGACUGGAUCAAGUCAACGAGAAGGGGUUGUAUAGGAGAGGUGAAGCCAGACUACUAAUGAAUGAAUUUGAAUUGGCGAAAUGUGACUUUCAAAAAGUACUGGAAGUAAACCCGCAGAACAAAGCUGCCAAGUCCCAGAUCACGGUCUGCCAGAAGAAGAUGAAGGAGCACAAUGAGCGUGACCGGAGGAUAUAUGCCAACAUGUUCAAGAAGUUUGCAGAGAGAGAUGCAAAGGCCAGCAAAGCCGUGGGAGAGAACGAGGCGGAGAAAGCAACAUGUGAAGAGGGGCUAAAAACUCCAGUGGCUGAAGGCAAAGUCUGAGGGGCACAUCCGAUGGAGGAGAAGGUGGAAAGUUGAUCCUUAUGAACUUGGCCUGCGCCAAAACAGGUUUCUGCGGAACUCAGGACUCCACAGUGUUUAUUGUAAAGCUUGUUACAGUUUGUGUGAUCGUGGAAGCAAAAUGCCUAACCCACAGCUUCACAAACAAAAAUGUUUAAACAGCCCUUCUGCUGUGAGCAUGGUCAGCAGCGGAGCAGAAGCAAAGGGACGGUGGGACCACCCCAAGUGGAACAAAUAUUUUUUAAAAAGAAAGGGGGAAUGACAAAAAAAACAAAAAAAACAACAACAAAACUUGGCACUAAGAGGGUUGACUGAGACGGCUCAAGUCCUGCUUAUUUCAGCUCAUGUCAAUUUUCCAUACAAUGUGCAGGGUCCUCUGAAAUGAGUUAGAAUGUAGGAGCUAUCAGUUGUACAAUUCAGUAUUGCAUUUGGUUGUACUGUAAUAGCACAACUUGGGCCUAUGAUGUUGUUUAAAAACAAAUUUGACUCACGUGCUACCAAGUCAGGGUAUCCUGCUGUACCUACUAGAACAAAGUGAAAGGCAGCGUGCCAUGGUUUGUGUGCUGCAGUGUUAUGGACUUGAAAGCCAGAAGCAGAGAGGUUACCUUCUCCUGUAAUUUCUUUCUUCUCUCUCACUCCAGUAUAGACUUCAAAUAGGUUUCUGUAGCACAGGGGACUGAACGAUCUAGCUCUUCUGGUUACGUUCAGUGGUGAUGACCUCUUGGGGGUUGGUUUCUGUCGGGAGGUUUCUUGGAUACGUUUCUGGGGAUGUUACAAUGUGGUGACAGGAACCGGCAUUAAAGUCCUGCAUUUCAUCAUGACUUUCCCAUUUCCUUUUCGGAAACUGUUACAAUGGCACUCCCACUAGUGCUGCUUCAGUUACGUUUUUCAUCACUUCCAUUAGAACUCCUCUCUCUUCUUAGGGAUUUAUAAUUUGGCUUUUAAAAAGUGUUUCAUUCUGGAAGUUAAUUUAUUUACGUUUUAAAAAAAAAUUGCACCACGUUUUAAUGUUGGUGGUGUGCAAACAAUUGUUUUCAGAAGCUGCUGUUUUCAGAUGCUUAAUUUACAACCUGCAGGUUUAAUUUUUUUUAAAUGGCGUUUACAGCUUAUUAGGGGGUUGUGCAAAAAAAAAGGGCAGAUGAAAUAUUGUGGUUCAAAACGGUUAUUUGGUCUCUUGCUGCACAUACGUGGUACCAGGAAUCAUAGCUUGCCAAUGUAUAGCUUUUAUCCAGCACUCACUGGUGUUUUGGUGAGAGCUGUAUUUGUUUAUUAAUAACCUACAAAGCACAGAAAUACAUUGUGACUUACAGAUCUGACUGGGAAUACACAUUCUCAGCAUACACUAUUAUGGCUCCUUUGAAACCUAGUACAUACUUCUACCUUAAAGGGACACUGUCACUACCUUUUUAAAACAGCUUUUAAAUUUUUAUUUACUCUCCUUUGUUUGUAAUACCCCCUUUUGAAGCUUGAAAAUAAAACUUCUUUUCCUAUCA
Molecule: messenger RNA, 3367 nt
Organism: Caretta caretta (loggerhead turtle)
Lineage: Eukaryota; Metazoa; Chordata; Testudines; Cheloniidae
Gene: FKBP5
Product: FKBP prolyl isomerase 5
Molecular function (GO): peptidyl-prolyl cis-trans isomerase activity; protein binding
Source: RefSeq, a predicted model, not a curated record